Molecule: messenger RNA, 1080 nt
Organism: Panthera uncia (snow leopard)
Lineage: Eukaryota; Metazoa; Chordata; Mammalia; Carnivora; Felidae
Product: fibronectin type III domain-containing protein 4-like
Exons: 7
Coding region: 347-1039 (230 amino acids)
Molecular function (GO): protein binding
Source: RefSeq, a predicted model, not a curated record
CACAUCCCGCUGCAGGGGCCGGCGGAGCAGCCGCACUGCCUCCCGCACCCGGACUCAGGCCAGCGGCCAGGCCGCGCCGGCACCGCCCCCUGCUCGAGGACAGACUACGCGGCCCGUCCGAGCUCUGGGGGCCCCGCAGCCCCGCGGCCGGCUCCCGCUACGCCUCCGCUCGCCCUCUGUCCGCAGCUCGGUCCCGCGCUGCCCCCCGCGCUGGGCCCGCGCCGGGAUGGGGUAGGGGCAGCGCCACGGAGUCGGGCGAUGGGCCGCCCUCUGGGCACCGAGCAGCCCCCCGAGGCCUGACCGAUCGCGAGGACCGGCGGAGGAGCCCCGCCUGGAUGUCAAGCGGAUGCCCCAGUGCCUCCCAGCGGACUCGGUGGGGACCAUGGCUUCGCUGAUGCCCCUCUCCCCAUAUUUAAGCCCCACGGUCCUCCUGCUGGUCAGUUGUGACCUGGGCUUUGUGCGAGCAGACCGGCCUCCCUCUCCUGUGAAUGUGACAGUCACUCACCUCAGAGCCAACUCGGCCACUGUGUCCUGGGACGUCCCAGAAGGCAACAUCGUCAUUGGCUACUCCAUUUCCCAGCAAAGACAGAAUGGCCCUGGACAGCGUGUGAUCCGGGAGGUGAACACCACCACUCGGGCCUGUGCCCUCUGGGGCCUGGCUGAAGACAGUGACUACACAGUGCAGGUCAGGAGCAUCGGCCUGCGGGGAGAGAGCCCCCCAGGGCCUCGGGUGCACUUCCGAACUCUCAAGGGUUCUGACCGGCUACCCUCAAACAGCUCAAGCCCAGGUGACAUCACAGUGGAGGGUCUGGAUGGAGAGCGACCGCUGCAGACAGGGGAAGUGGUCAUCAUUGGGGUGGUGUUGCUCAUGUGGGCUGCUGUAAUUGGGCUAUUCUGCCGCCAGUAUGAUAUCAUCAAGGAUAAUGACUCCAACAACAACCCCAAGGAGAAGGGGAAGGGGCCGGAACAGAGUCCUCAGGGAAGGCCAGUGGGGACAAGACAGAAAAAGUCCCCAUCCAUCAACACCAUCGAUGUAUGAAUGAAGAAACAGAACCAGAAAACAGAUGCACUAGCAACCUG